Molecule: messenger RNA, 782 nt
Organism: Rubroshorea leprosula
Lineage: Eukaryota; Viridiplantae; Streptophyta; Magnoliopsida; Malvales; Dipterocarpaceae
Source: the annotation of a GenBank genome assembly
AAUUAGACUGUAAGGAAAAAACUGACUCUUAAUUUUGUCUCUCAUGUAAACUACUCUGGUGAUAUCAAUGAUUGAUCAGGAAGGAGAGGAACUAAAGAAUUGUCUGUCUGUGUACGCAUACUCUGGACAGGUUAUCUGUCCAAUAGCAGACAAACUGCCCUCUCCCCAAAUAACCCUCUUUCCAUAUGUUAGGAUUCAUAUGCAGAUGGAAAAAUAAGAUAGAUGCAAUCCUUUGUAUGAAAAGAAGAAAAAACUUUAAUAGUAUAAUUGCAUAUUCUGGUUUGUGCUGACCUUUGUGAAUGCACACUGCUUUACUGUGUUUUCUUUGUAUAAAUCACUCCCCAUCCUGUCUUCUUUCCUCCCUGGGGCCAGUUUUUCCAGCAAAAGAAACUUUGCGAGUAAAUGCUUUUGAUGCAUUACUUUGUGUUUGUACCCUAAGAUGUAUUAUUAUGUUGUGCCUGACCUUUUCUGCUUAUUAUUCCAGGUAUUUUCUCUGACCUUCUAAGAAGCUAACUGGCUGAUACGGGACCUCUGUUAGGGCCAUUGGUUUGUAUGUUUCACAGGGUUUCUAGUUUCAAAGGAGCAAUUUGAUGGGCCUUUUCUGCUUCAAAUCUAUGACCUCAGGAAUUUAUUUACACUAAUUAUAUAUCCGUGUCAUGUAGGACACAAGUUUUGCAUUUUAGUGUUGCAUCUUCUAGUGGUGGUCAUUGCUAGUAUGCACAACUUAGCUUCGCUUAUAGACUCUAAAAGCUAACAUUUUUAAAUAUAGUGAAUAGUUUUGG